AUGCGCUAUAUUGGACCGCAGCGCCGAGCGCUUUUGUGUUUAAUGACCUUCAGCUACCGGGAGGCACAGAGCAGUGCCCCUUCCACCGCCCCCUCAUGGCCCCCCGGAGCCGGGGUGCAGGGAGGCGGCUGCGCCGGGCGGGCCGCGGGUGCUGCGCGGAGAGGCCCGCGUCUGGGGCCGCCCGGAGCGGAGUGGCGCAGGCAGGGCAGUGCGCAGGGCGGAGGAGGCACCGCGGGCCCCGCACCCUCUCGGCGCCCGCGGCCAGGGCGCAGCGGGCGAGGCUUGGGAGCGGGACGGGGCUGGCGGCGGCUCCCCCACCUACUUGCUGGCGGCGAGGCGCGGGGGCCUGGGGCCAGCGCGCAGCUCCCAGCUCCCUUUUCGACUCUUGCAAAGGAGCGAAACACGCCCCGCGUCCGCCUCAUCCCUUUCGACUUUUCCAACAGCCGCUUCCAAGCUGUCAUUAAGGACCCGGGGCGCUCCCCGCAGGUCCGGGGCAAGUCCGCGCGGGUCCAGCCCGCCCGGGGAAGCAGCGAGGGAGCCAGGCGGGAGGGGCGGCGGGAGGGGAGCUGCGGAGAGAGGCGCGCGGGACCCCGGGGGACCCUCCCCGCCGGCCCCGGCCUCCGCCCUCCCGGUUUCGGAGCAAACUGGCACCGCUCCCGCUGGCGGGCGCCCGGCCCGGUGGGAGCCACGUCCGUCCCUAAGCCCCCCAGGCCCGUUGGACGAGCGGGCGGGGAGGGUGAACUUGGGUCUCGGCCGCCCCCACUCCCGUCCCUCUUCCAGCCGGUCGGGUCCUGGGCGCGUUCUCCUUCCAAGUUUGCCAACCGCCAUCGGUUUCGCCCUCGGGGCUGCGCUGCCUUCGGCGCACGGGGGCGGGCACCUGCGAAACUGGAAAGGCGGCCAGAGCUCGGCAGGCCCCGCUUUCCCAGGGGAGACGCGGCCCCAUUUCCAGCCAAAUGCCCGCCCCCGGCGCGCCCUGGCGUCGCCGCCUCCCGCGGUCCCGGCCCAGGGCAGCGCCCCCAGAGCCGCCCGGGAGCGCGGCUGCUGGCUCGGGCAUCACAGCCCGGCCACCUCCGGAGCUAGAAUGGCAUCCUCGCUUUCUCCUCCCCCCGCAGCCCGAGGGUCCCCUGGAGUGCGGGCCGCUCCGAGCCCCAGGGCCAGGGAAACCGACGGAACGAGGGCCCCGGAGCCUGGCGGGCCUGGGACUGGACCGGCCCUCUCGGGAGGCAGCCUCGCCAGCUCCUGGCAUCCGCCUGGGGUUUGCCUCCCUGUCCCAGUUCUAUGCGGUUCAUCCGCGGGAGUCUUGUCAAUUGCCCAUGGCCCCCCCCCCCCCCGCUUCUGGGCAGUUUAUCAUUUUACUCAUCAAUAGAAACGCAUCCGUCAGUUUGUAAUUUUUAACAAAAAGGAAAAGGAAAGAAGCCAGAACUAGGUCUCUGGGCCGCGGGAGCGCCUGAGUGAGAGCGGAUGGUGCGGUGGGAGCGGAUGGUGCGAUCCUGUCUCUGCGGACCAGCCCUGUCGUCCCGGCUGUCGGCCUGGGGCGCAGGGGAGCGUCGGGGAAACAGCGCCAGCCGUUUCAGAUGCUGCCUGGACAGUUUGCAAACCACCGGCAGGCCUCCCGCCUGCGUUACCGACCAAGGACGCACCUUGGAGAGCGCGCCGGGCCCUGGUCGCGCGGAGGCUGAGUCGGCUCCUGGCGCCAGCCCUUGACCCGCUUCCAAAAUCCUCUGCCCAUCACGAUACGUCCUCACAUGUUGGAAAACACCUCUUGAGAUGGUCUUGAGCAAUGUUUUUCUGAACUCGGAUGAAAACAGAACCCGUGCCAUCCACCUCUACAAAGUGGAAGAAGAAAACUCCAGAAGAGCAAGAUCUAUGUCGUAUCGGUCACGGCGGGCCUGGUUCCCUGCCAGCAGAGUUCCCGAGCAUGUGGCUGGCACACGGUGGACACUCGAUGUUUGUAAAGCCAGUAGUCUGCGGGGAACGCAGUUCUCCGGAAGGCCGUGUGUUCUCGUGGAGCCUAAGAUGUUCUGCUGUCCUCACAUUCUGAUACCGAAACUUCAUCUGCUCAAUACAGAAGUCCAGGGUGAGGGCUGUCAACGUUCAAGUAAAAUUAAUAAUAGUUUCUUUACCUUCGUAACGUAGCUUUGAAGGGUCUGUAGGACUGAAGUGGAUGUUAGUCCUAUUAUUCAAUGACCUUUAUUUCAGUGUCACUGCAAUACUAAUUAAGGUGGAAACGAAGAUAUGUGUUAAUGUCUUGUAACAAAUACGUGUUUUUUAAAUAAUGGAGGAGCUAUUUAUAUUUGUCUCCAAACAUAAAAUGUCCCUGAAACUAUCUACUAUAUUUUUAAAAAUAGCCUAUUAAUUUAGUAAAAGUGAAAUAAAACCAACAAUAAUGUACAAAACA
Molecule: messenger RNA, 2398 nt
Organism: Myotis myotis
Lineage: Eukaryota; Metazoa; Chordata; Mammalia; Chiroptera; Vespertilionidae
Product: translation initiation factor IF-2-like
Exons: 5
Coding region: 1-1080 (359 amino acids)
Source: RefSeq, a predicted model, not a curated record